This is a messenger RNA of Arachis duranensis, 3006 nucleotides long. RefSeq lists its product as uncharacterized. Lineage: Eukaryota; Viridiplantae; Streptophyta; Magnoliopsida; Fabales; Fabaceae. The transcript has 19 exons. The record is from RefSeq and is a predicted model, not a curated record. Bases 1 to 3006 code for a protein of 1001 amino acids.
AUGACUGAAAAUAGUAGUAUUGAAGUAGCAGGGAUGUCUGCUAGCACUCAACCAUCUUCUUUACCGUCAGGUGUUCGUAAAAAUCGGUCGGCUGGUUGGGAUUAUUUUGAUGUAGAGAAUGCUAUUAAGAAGAAGGUCAAAUGCAAAUAUUAUGGUAGUUUAAUACAAUAUGGAAACGGAACCAGCUCAAUGGGAGGCCAUUUGAGAAGAUGCAAGCAAAAUCCUAAUAAUGAUUCAAACAAAAGAAGAAAAAUAACGACCACACCGACUAUAGAUGAGCAUGGUGUUUUAAAUUCACUCAGUGCUUCCAAAUUUGACCAAGAGGAGGCUCGAAGGGCACUUGUGGAAAUGUUUAUUGGGGAAGAGCUACCAUUUCGUUUUGUUGAGAUCCCGAAAUUCCGAAGAUUUAUGCAUAUCUUACAAGCAAGAUUCAAAGUUCCUUCACGGAUUACAUUAGCACAUGACAAUGGAGCUCUUUAUGCUGAAGAGAAGAUGAAGUUGCAAAAUUUUCUGUCGGCAAAUUAUGGUAGAAAGCAUCGCAAAGAAUUUGAGUUGCUUGCUUUGAAAGACAAUACCUAUAUAGGAGAGAUGAGUGGAGGAAAAGGGAGAGGUGUGCCUUCUGAUUCAGAUUGGGAGUAUGCUGAGUCCAUUGUACCAUUUUUGCGAGUGUUCAGUGAUGCCAUUGAAGUAUUUACAAUUGGACGAUUUAUUCGUCAUUCUUGUGAUUCUGUUGAUUUCAGUACUAUGUCAAUGGCGGAAAGGAUGAGGGUUAAGUAUGAGAAGUAUUGGGGCAAUCCUGAUUCGGUGAAUAAGCUGUUAUUGAUUGCUAUCCAAUACCAAAGUUCUGAGGAAGCAAGUGAAGCUGAUACGCAAGAUAUUCAAGUCGACAACAUUAAUACCGAUGUUCAUGGCAUGGGUCUAAGGAGGGAGGUGGCUAUUAUGUUGGAAACAGUACCACAAAUUGGCAUUUACUUUCACAGAUUUCACAAUCUUGACCUAUUUAAGCAAGGAUGGUAUAGGAUUAAAAUUACCAUGAGAUGGGAUGAUGAUAAUGAAAAUCAAUCUUUCGGAAUUCCCUCUAGAGUUGUUCAGUACGAAGCUCCUGAUGAGAUGGAUCCAAGCUAUAUAAAGGGCAUAUGGAGGAUUGAAGAAAAAGACAACAGUUUCUCAACACAGCCCUUUCGGAUUAGAUAUGCAAAGCAAGACAUUUAUCUAUGUAUCAUGAUCUUAUUCAACUUAUUUCAUACUGAAUUUGAGGGAUUCAUUAGUACUGCUGUUAUUUUAAAGUUUGAGCUUAUGUAUGUUCCCAAAUAUUAUGAUAACGGUGGUGAAUUGGAAGCUUCUCUGGAUUCUUCUCCAACUAUCCAUGAAUUUCGGAUUCCUCCUAAAGCUCUAUUAGGGUUGCAUUCAUAUUGUCCUGUCUAUUUUGAUUCCUUACAUGCAGUGCUCAUUGAUGUUACUGUACAUACAUGUAUUCUCAAAUCUUCAUCAAAAUUUCCCAGAAAUUCAGGCACCAGUGAAGUGAAUGUUGGCCAAAGUUAUAACACAGUGAAGAAUAAUCAAGGCUUUGGUGCAAUCGCUUAUUUAGAUGUGAAAAAGAAAAUGUUUAUUAAAGCAUUAUUAACUGCUCGUGAUAUAUUACUUGAAGAACUUCAAAGACUUAGUAAAGCAAUUGAUCAAGCUAUUGAUAUUUCAGAAUUUCUGGAAAACAAAAUACAGAUUCUAAAGUAUUUAAGAGAAACAUGGUGUAAGGAUAGAAAAGUUGAAUGGUCAAUAUGGAUGGUGUACUCUAAGGUUGAGAUGCCCCAUCAUUAUAUAAAUAAUGGGAUUAAUUUAUCUUCAAAUCGUGGUAAACACAAAAGAGCUCUCACUUUAUGGAAGCUUAAUGACGAGCCUAUUCAAACCGCAGUAACACGUGCUGAGAUGCAUCGAAGGAGCAUUGCACAAAUGCGGAUUAACAACCGAUCAAUUCAAGACAUGCAUAUAUUUGGAGACCCUUUAAGAACACCAAUUGUGAUUGUUGAACAUGUCAUCACAAAUGAACAACGAAGAACUAUUAGUCAAGAUUCAUAUUUGAUACAUACCAAGCUUUUUACAGCCUCACACAGCUUCCAACGACUACCUAACAUUACCCACCAAUCGGAACACCAUUUUCAUGUCUUGAACAUUGUUGUCUUUGUGCAUGGCUUUCAGGGGCAUCAUUUAGACCUAAGACUUGUUAGAAAUCAAUGGGUUUUAAUUGAUCCUGAAGUGGAAUUUCUUAUGUCAGAAGCCAAUGAAGAUAGAACAACAUCUGAUGAUUUUAGAAUAAUGGGUCAAAGGCUGGCUAAAGAAGUUAUUUCUUUUGUGAAGAGAAAAAUGGAUAAAGCUUCAAACUCAGGAAUUUUGGGAGAUAUUCAGCUAAGUUUUGUUGGACACUCUAUGGGCAACCUCAUUAUAAGAUCUGCACUUGCAGAUAGUUUGAUGGAACCAUAUCUAAGAUACUUGUAUACGUAUAUGUCCAUAUCUGGUCCACAUUUGGGGUAUCUUUAUAGUUCCAACUCAUUAUUCAAUUCUGGAUUAUGGCUUUUUAAGAAGUUAAAAGGCACACAAUGCAUUCAUCAACUCACAUUCACAGAUGAUCCACAUUUUCAAAAUACAUUUCUUUAUAAACUCUCUAAGCAAAAGACCUUGGAAUACUUUAGGAAUAUUAUCUUAAUAUCUUCUCCACAGGAUGGUUAUAUUCCUUAUCAUUCGGCUAGAAUAGAAUCAUGCCCAGCAGCAUCACAUGACAAAUCAAAGAAAGGAAGAAUGUUCAUAGAAAUGUUAAAUGAUAUUUUGGAUCAAGUGAGAGUGAAUCACGAUGAACAUCGUCGAGUUUUGAUGCGUUGUGAUGUGAAUUUCGAUGUGACUUCAUAUGGCAAGAAUUUGAACUCAUUUGUUGGACGUGCUGCUCAUAUUGAAUUUUUGGAGUCUGAUAUUUAUGCAAAGUUCAUAAUGUGGUCUUUUCCAGAAUUAUUUAAAUAG